ACUCGUACGACGACACAACACACACAGUAUCAUAUCGCAACUCAGCUUACACACGUACAGCUUACAGUUAUAUCUCUCUUUCUCUGUUCUCUAUGAUUAAAGUGCAGUGCUUGUGACUCUUUGGUACAUCUGAGAUGCGGUCUAUCAGUGCCUAUUUACACGGUGAUUGAUCUCUAUCGCGUGUUCAGUUUGUGUCGUAAUAAAAACGUGUGUGGUGUCGUACGCGAACGACGAUACGCGCCAAACGAAAAAAUUGUGCGAUUACUACAACUUGUGCUUAGUGCGUGUGUGAGCGCGUCUCGCCACCACCGCAAGCAUCGAUUCUCGAAGCUCUAAAAAGAAGGAAGAAAAAAAGCUCGAAGAUAAAAGAGAGAUAAGUAGCGAUGCUGAGGAACGGUUUCGAUCGGACGAUGUCGCCCUACGAGUCCCAGCAAGCCAAGAGCCAGUCGGCCGCGAACGGAGUCGGGGCGACGACGAGCAGCAGCGAUCCCGACGCUGCGGUCAACUCGGCCGGCGAGUCGCAGCCGGAGUCGCCGCCCACCAGUCCACCCCAGAGCGAGACCAACAACAACAACAACAAUAAUAACAAUAACAACAACAACAACAACAACAAAAGUCCGAGCACCAGCCAACAAAGCUGCGGCAGCCAGAGCCAGAGCCAAAGCAACAACCCCAUGGAUCCGAAUCUGCGCCGGUACCGCACGGCUUUUUCGCGCGAGCAGCUCGCCAUGCUCGAGAAGGAGUUUCUGCGCGAGAACUACGUCAGUCGGCCUCGGCGCUGCGAGCUCGCCACCAGCCUCGGCCUGCCCGAGUCCACCAUCAAGGUCUGGUUUCAGAAUCGCCGCAUGAAGGACAAGCGCCAGCGCGUCUCCAUGGUCUGGCCCUACCCGAUGUAUCACGACUUCAACAUGCUGCUCAACACGCAGCAGGGCCAGCAGCUGAUGAGGGAAGCGGCGGCGGCCUACGGUCAGCAUCCGGCCUAUACGGGACUGCCCCCGGCGCCCCAUCAUCAUCAUCAUCCGCAUCAUCACGGCUCUAUGGCUCAUCAUCACCUGGCGCCGCAGCAUCUCUAUCCGUCCCACAGGGGUGGCCCCUAUCCACCCGCGACCGUAGCGGCACUGGCCCACUCGCAGAUACAGCGGGGCAUGCAGCACCAGCAGCAGCACCAGCAGCCGCCCUAUCCCCUGAUCACGCCCCAGGCGGCCAUGCAGGCCAACAUGAGCUUCGCCUCGGCCUUCGCCCGGACCGGUGGCCUCGACAAGCUCAACAUCGGCACGGCCUACGGCCUACCGCUGGCCGGUACGCCGGCGGCCGCUGCAGCGGCUGCUGCCGCAGCCGCCGCCGCCGCAGCUGCCAUGCAGCAUCAUCCGAGCUUCGGACCGAUCGUGUCGGCCGCCGCCGCCGCCACCUCCACCGUCGCGACGCCACCCUCGGCUGCGCCGACCCUCGCUUCCACCCAACAGCAGCAGCAGCAUCACGACAGCUCGUCCAACGACAGCAGCGAUUUCGCGCCCAAGCACGUGAGCAGUCCCGGAUUACAAGUGAACAACGCGCCAGUUUCCUCAUCGGUGACCCCGCUGAGCAGCAACGGCAUCGUGACUCACCACCAGGACCUGACCAGCAGUCCGGUCGCGUCCACGAUCGCGAGCCAACAUCAGCAGCAGCAACAACUGGUAGGAAGCGGCUCACCACCACCCCUGCCGCAGGGUGGCCGUCGCCUGGUGCCCUCGCCCAACAGCGCCUUCGCCGGUGUGAGCCCCACUCAUCAUCAUCGGGUAUCGCCGGUCACUACCACACCCUCGCCGCCCCUGACCCCGCCGGAGUCCACGCCGUCUCGUAACCAUCACAACUCGUCCUUCGGCAGCAGCUGCAGCAGCGGCUCCUCGGGACAGCUGGACACGAGCGGAGGCAGUGCCGGCCUCGGUGGCAGCGUCGUGGCCCCCCCACCGAUCAGAAGCUCCGCCAGCAGCAGCAGCAGUAGCAGCAACGGCAGCAGCAACGGUAUCGCGCCCGUCACCUCGAUGUACCAUCCCCAUCAUCAUCAUCAUCUUCAUCAUCUGUCGCCGCCCGGCAACGAGUCGCAGCACUACGAAGCCAGUUUCCGAUUCCCGACCUAUCAUCCGUUACUCUUGCAGCCGGUCGAGCAUCAGGUCCAGCCUCAGACUGCGACGGCUACUUCGGGAACGCAGCAGCAGACACAGUCCCAGCCGAAGCUUUUCCAGCCCUACAAGACGUCGUCGACGUCGUCGUCCAACGACAAGGCAUGAAAGAGCCGACGUCCGGCGUCGUGAUCCUUAGUCAAUAAGUAGAAACACGUCUCAUUAUGCAAAUUAUCAUACAUUCCAAAUUGUACAUAUAACAGUAAGAGAAAUUGUAAAUAUCAUUUUUUUUAGCCGAAAUUCAAGCGCGACCGAGACGAAAUUCGUCGCGAACGCAUCGACGAUAAAAAAAAGCGUGAAAAACUGAAAAACUCGCGAUCGCGUGGAUUAAAAUUUCUCGUCGAAUCUUACCUUUUUUUUUCUUCGCGCAACAACGAAAGCCAUAUAGUUUUCAAUUAAAAAUUAUUUGAAAUAUUUAGCUCUUCGUGUAUUGCAUGGAAUAAGAAGAAACGAAAUCGGCAAGGAACCUAUUUUUCACGAGACGCGAAUCUUCGAUUUUCACGCUACGGGAAUGCGAGGAAUUUCUUUCGGUGCAGCAGCUCAUCCCUCGUUCUGUAUUAUACGUCACGAAAAAAAAAUCACGCACGAAGAAAAAGAAACAAACGACGAUACGUUAACUGUUAAUAAGAUAUUUAUAUGUGAAUCGUGGUGGGACACAUACAAUAUACUUACACAAGGCACACAGUUUCUUUUUCUCGCUUGUAUGCAUUUUCCAUGUCACCCUCUCAUUCGCCAAGUUUGUAAAUAUACUUUUUUUAUGAAAUACAUAAUAAUGUAAGUCCACGAUUUUCCGCUGAUCAUCCGUACAUGUCCCGGCGCGUCGUCCUUUUGCGUCGAACGCGACCGUCGUCUGUGUUAUUUAACGAAGUGCAAUAUUGCUAUAGAUAGUGUGAAAAAAUUUCGUAUGAUUUUUUUUUGGAUAGAAGCCAAAUAAUUAGUCUUUAGAGUAAUAAAAGUUCGAGCCGCGGAGACACGCGGGGACAUGUACGGGCGUAAAAACCAAAAACAAAGUUUAUCCCUCCGCGGAGGAGGAAGAAAUUUGAACGCUGAUAUCUUCUGUAAGAUAGAGACUUCGUAAGUUGACGGGUUAAAUUUGCUUCCACCGCAUUAAGGAGAGGAGUUUUUACGGGAGGAAAUGAAUCGCAAAGAUAAUUUGUACAUAUUAAUUAAUUAUUAUGUAAGAAAAGAAAAUUAUAUUACUUUAAAUUAAAAUAGAUAUACACGAAAUCGAGUCGCCCUCUCGUUGACCGCGACGAAAUUGUAUUGUGAUCGAGAACGAAAAAAAAAAAAGAGUCUCGCUGCCUCCCUUGUAUAUAAAAAAAAAAAAAAACGCGAUCCAUUGUGCGAUGUACGACGAAUCGAUCGAUAUUAGUAUCUAUUGAGGCAGCGAAGCAAAAAAAAAUAUCGAAUAAGUUAACGAGAUAAAGUGUAAAUGUUUUUAAUUUGCGUUGUGUAUCAGAUGUAAACGAAGCUCACGAUUAUUUUAUUCGUUCAUAAUUUCAAAUUAUGAUCUCAUUGUAUUUGUACAUAUGUAACGCGGCCGAAACGAGCCAACAAACACACACACACACACACACACACACACACACACACACACACACAA
Molecule: messenger RNA, 3762 nt
Organism: Trichogramma pretiosum
Lineage: Eukaryota; Metazoa; Arthropoda; Insecta; Hymenoptera; Trichogrammatidae
Product: homeobox even-skipped homolog protein 2
Exons: 3
Coding region: 384-2267 (627 amino acids)
Biological process (GO): regulation of transcription by RNA polymerase II
Cellular component (GO): nucleus
Molecular function (GO): RNA polymerase II cis-regulatory region sequence-specific DNA binding; DNA-binding transcription factor activity, RNA polymerase II-specific
Source: RefSeq, a predicted model, not a curated record